ACGUCCAAUCAAAGUUGAUUCACCGCCACCACAUUGGAAUCCGACAACAUCGUCAACAGGAUUAUUGUCGUUCAUACAUUACUAAGGCAAUCUUGGUCCAAUCAAAAUCAAAGCCACCAAUUUUCCUUCAUAUCCCCUUCUCCUCACUCUUGACCCCCUCAAAUUGAUCGAUCCGAGUGAAGAAACGGGUCGUAGGGAAGAACCCCAGAAGAUUUCCUUUUCGACGAUGUCUUCUGGGGCGGUUCGAUUGCUUGUGUUGGAUUUUGCCCUCUCUUUUAUGUGGUUAUGGUCGGGGGUUUUGGUUAAGAUCUUUGUUUUUGGGAUAUUGGGGUUCGGAAAUGAUCUGGUUAGCGAGGUUGUCAAGGCUUCCUUUUCGAUUCUCAACAUGUUCUUCUUUGCGUUCCUGGUGAAAAUUUCAAACGGGUCUGCUUAUAAUCCUCUUACCAUCUUAUCUGCUGCUUUUUCUGGGGAUUUCAGUAAAUUUCUGUUCACUGUUGGUGCCAGAAUCCCUGCUCAGGUAAUAGGAGCUAUUACUGCUGUUAGGCUGAUUAUCCAUACGUUUCCCGAAGCAGGACGAGGGCCUCGUUUGGCCGUUGGCAUCCAUCAUGGUGCUUUGACGGAAGGAUUGUUAACAUUUGCCAUUGUAUCUAUCUCACUUGGACUUUCAAGGAAAAUAGUUGGAAAUUUCUUCAUGAAGACUUGGAUCUCAAGCUUAUCCAAGUUAACUCUUCAUAUUCUCGGUUCCGACUUAACUGGUGGCUGUAUGAACCCUGCAUCUGUAAUGGGAUGGGCGUAUGCUCGUGGGGAACAUAUAACAACAGAACAUAUUCUUGUAUACUGGAUCGCUCCAAUUCAAGGAACUAUAGCAGCGGUAUUGACGUUUAAGUUAAUAUUUCGACAACCGAAACAAGAGAAAGUAAAUAUGAAGAAAAAAUCAGAAUGAGUAAACUUGCUGAAUUUUGUUGUUCUGCUGAUGGAUUUCUUUGAUAGCAUUGUUCAAAAUGUAUAUAAUUGUUUACUGAUUUGUGCAUGCUUUUUAUUCGAUUUUCUUGGGUGGGUAAAACAUCAAUCACCAUUCAAAAUAUCAACUGUUCGACUUUUCCACCUUAUAAUUAUCUAACGAGAAAAAAUGUACUUUUGUAAUAGUUAAUCUAAAAGCGCUAAACUUUUGGCUACAAA
Messenger RNA from Cucumis sativus (cucumber), 1179 nucleotides. Its product is annotated as probable aquaporin SIP2-1. The transcript has 3 exons. Gene Ontology annotation, molecular function: channel activity. The coding region runs from base 227 to 943 and encodes 238 amino acids. Gene Ontology annotation, cellular component: membrane. Gene Ontology annotation, biological process: transmembrane transport. Lineage: Eukaryota; Viridiplantae; Streptophyta; Magnoliopsida; Cucurbitales; Cucurbitaceae. The record is from RefSeq and is a predicted model, not a curated record.